CGUGAUGCCAGAGGCCCCGCCUCGCGCGCCCCGCCCCGCCUCCACGAGUGCGGCCUCAGCGUGCGGCGGCGCCAGCUGACAGCCGCGGUGCUGAGGUUGGGAGCGGUGGUCAGGAUGGCGGAGGAGCAGGAGUUCGCCCAGCUCUGCAAGUUGCCGGCACAGCCCUCCCACCCGCACUGUGUCAGCAACACCUACCGGAGCGCACAGCACUCUCAGGCGCUGCUCCGGGGGCUGCUGGCUCUGCGGAACAGCGGCAUCCUCUUUGACGUGGUCCUGGUGGUGGAGGGGAGGCACAUCGAGGCCCAUCGCAUCCUACUGGCUGCGUCCUGCGAUUACUUCAGAGGCAUGUUUGCUGGGGGGCUGAAGGAGAUGGAGCAGGAAGAAGUCCUGAUCCACGGCGUGUCCUACAACGCCAUGUGCCAAAUCCUGCAUUUCAUUUACACAUCCGAGCUGGAACUCAGCCUGAGCAACGUCCAGGAGACGCUGGUCGCCGCCUGCCAGCUUCAGAUCCCCGAGAUCAUCCACUUUUGCUGUGACUUCCUCACGCCCUGGGUGGAUGAGGACAACAUCCUUGACGUCUACCGGCUGGCCGAGCUCUUUGACCUGAGCCGCCUGACCGAGCAGCUGGACGCCUACAUCCUCAAGAACUUUGUGGCCUUCUCGCGGACUGACAAGUACCGCCAGCUGCCCCUGGAGAAGGUCUAUGCCCUCCUGAGCAGCAACCGCCUGGAGGUGUCCUGCGAGACGGAGGUGUAUGAGGGCGCCCUGCUCUACCACUACCCUCCAGAGCAGGUGCAGGCUGACCGGCUGCCGCUGCAUGAGCCGCCCAAGCUCCUGGAGACCGUGCGCUUCCCCCUCAUGGAAGCCGAGGUCCUGCAGCGGCUGCACGACAAGCUGGACCCCAGCCCCCUAAGGGACACGGUGGCUGAAGCCCUCAUGUACCACCGGAACGAGAGCCUGCAGCCCAGCCUGCAGGGCCCACAAACCGAGCUGCGCUCAGACUUCCAGUGCGUCGUGGGCUUCGGGGGCAUCCACUCCACGCCGUCCACUGUCCUCAGCGACCAGGCCAAGUACCUGAACCCGCUGCUGGGGGAGUGGAAGCACUUCACUGCCUCCCUGGCGCCCCGCAUGUCCAACCAGGGCAUCGCCGUGCUCAACAACUUCGUGUACCUGAUUGGAGGGGACAACAAUGUCCAGGGCUUCCGCGCUGAGUCCCGCUGCUGGAGGUACGACCCGAGGCACAACCGAUGGUUCCAGAUUCAGUCGCUACAGCAGGAGCACGCCGACCUGUGCGUGUGCGUCGUGGGCAAGUACAUCUACGCAGUGGCCGGCCGCGACUACCACAAUGACCUGACCACUGUGGAGCGCUACGACCCUGCCACCAACUCCUGGGCCUACGUGGCCCCGCUCAAGAGGGAGGUGUAUGCCCACGCGGGUGCCACACUGGAUGGGAAGAUGUACAUCACGUGCGGCCGCCGGGGGGAGGACUACCUGAAGGAGACCCACUGCUACGACCCGGGCAGCGACACCUGGCACACGCUGGCUGAUGGGCCGGUGCGGCGGGCCUGGCAUGGCAUGGCCACCCUCCUGGACAAGCUGUACGUGGUCGGGGGCAGCAACAACGACGCAGGCUACAGGAGGGACGUGCACCAGGUGGCCUGCUACAGCUGCAAGUCCGGGCAGUGGUCAUCCGUCUGCCCACUCCCAGCAGGGCACGGUGAGCCCGGCAUCGCCGUGCUAGACAACAGGAUCUACGUGCUGGGUGGCCGCUCACACAAUCGGGGCAGCCGCACUGGCUAUGUGCACAUCUAUGACGUGGAGAAGGACUGCUGGGAGGAGGGCCCGCAGCUGGACAACUCCAUCUCGGGCCUGGCGGCCUGCGUGCUCACCCUGCCGCGGUCCCUGCUCCUUGAGCCGCCCCGUGGGACGCCUGACCGCAGCCAGGCCGACCCGGACUUCGCCUCUGAGGUAUUUUUGGGGCCCUGCAGACCUGUGGCUGUGGAUCACCCCACAGUGGGAAACCUUCGGGAAGGGCUCAGUCCCCUGAAGUUCACCGGGCUCUCUCAGCGGGGAUGGGCUGUGCCGCCACCAGCUGUCCUGGCCUCCCUGCUCCCUGGUUCUGGUCCCUACUGGGCCGAGAGGGUGCCCUUCUCCCAAGGGACCUGGAGACUGGCCCCUGGUGAGGGGGCCAGGGCACAUCUUGUCCCUCUCGUUGGCAGAGAGGGGGCGGGCUGAGCCCAUCGCCUGCCUAGCAGCUCCUGGGGCUGGAGGGGGAGAGAGAUCCAUCAGGUUGCCUGAGGCUGAUUCUGUGAUAAAAUGAUGCCCUGUAGCUGGGCUUUUCAGCCCCCAUGUUGUUGAUAAAUGAAAUAAAUCAUCUUACACGA
Messenger RNA from Mesoplodon densirostris (Blainville's beaked whale), 2384 nucleotides. It is a transcript of the gene KLHL22, whose product is annotated as kelch like family member 22. Gene Ontology annotation, biological process: proteasome-mediated ubiquitin-dependent protein catabolic process; protein monoubiquitination; positive regulation of TORC1 signaling. The coding region runs from base 115 to 2235 and encodes 706 amino acids. The transcript has 8 exons. Gene Ontology annotation, cellular component: Cul3-RING ubiquitin ligase complex; polar microtubule; cytosol. Gene Ontology annotation, molecular function: protein binding. The record is from RefSeq and is a predicted model, not a curated record. NCBI's taxonomy places the organism in Eukaryota, Metazoa, Chordata, Mammalia, Artiodactyla, Ziphiidae.